AUGAGGAUGAAGGAGGUUGUGAGUUAUACGACGGACGUCACGGGUUCGAACGGUACCGCGGUGGCCAAUAUCGUCGUCGUCAUCAUCCCCAUCCGUGACGGGCGAGGCAUUAUGCGGUUUCGUUUUCCAGCCGUUGCCGCCAUUAAAGAUGUCGUCGAUGACUUCCUCUGCGGAAUGCUCUUCGGGUUGACGGCACCAUGA
Messenger RNA from Fusarium venenatum, 201 nucleotides. NCBI's taxonomy places the organism in Eukaryota, Fungi, Ascomycota, Sordariomycetes, Hypocreales, Nectriaceae. The record is from RefSeq and is a predicted model, not a curated record.